Molecule: messenger RNA, 3365 nt
Organism: Nematostella vectensis (starlet sea anemone)
Lineage: Eukaryota; Metazoa; Cnidaria; Anthozoa; Actiniaria; Edwardsiidae
Product: SH3 and PX domain-containing protein 2B
Exons: 12
Coding region: 83-2674 (863 amino acids)
Biological process (GO): superoxide anion generation
Molecular function (GO): protein binding; phosphatidylinositol binding; superoxide-generating NADPH oxidase activator activity
Source: RefSeq, a predicted model, not a curated record
AUUGUAAAUUUUACAAAACGCGGGCUCAUAAACUUCCGACUUCAUUUGACUAGUGUUGAAGCUUGUACGUUGAAGGCGAAACAUGACAAAAAGAACGAUCAAAGAUGUAAAAAUUGUAGAUGUACAGAAACGAAAAAUACCAAGCAAGCACUAUGUAUAUGUCAUCAGCGUCACAUGGUCGGAUGGAAGUGUCAACGUUGUAUAUCGUAGAUACAGCAAGUUCUUUGAUCUCCAGACUAAAUUACUGGAGGAAUUCCCAGAUGAGGGAGGAGUAAAAGAUCCAUCAGCGAGAGUUUUGCCAUUCCUUCCUGGUAAAAUCCUAUUUGGGAGAAGCCAUGUGAGAGAUGUUGCCGUAAAAAGAAAAGAGCCAAUUCAAGAGUAUUGUUCUAAACUGGUUGAGCUGCCUCCAAAGAUUUCCCAGAGUGGUCUAGUGCUUAAAUUCUUUGAGCCGAAACCAGAGGACAUAGAGCUACCUUUAGAAAAAAAGAAGAAAAAGAAAGAGACAGCUGAUGUAAUCUCUGAUCCCGUGAGUCUGGAACAAUACGUUGCCAUUGCUGAUUAUCAGAAACAGAACAGAAAUGAGAUUACCAUGGUUGCAGGGGAUAUUGUGGAAGUAAUAGAUAAAAACGAAAAUGGUUGGUGGUUUGUGAAUCUUGACGAGGAACAGGGAUGGGUUCCUGCGGCAUAUCUGGAGUCAGUUGAUGGUCAUUCUGAUGAUGCAGCACCCAUUGAAGGGCCUACUGUAGAAGUUGGUCAGUACAUUACUACCACAUCUCACAAGGCGGAACUGGAUGACGAAAUCACUUUUGAGACUGGUGUCAUCGUAUCAGUUAUACAGAAGAACUUCGACGGCUGGUGGCUUAUAAGAUAUCAGGACAAGGAGGGCUGGGCACCAGCCAUGUAUCUCCGAAAGCCUGACCCGUCCCAGCUCCAUGCGGCUCAGGCAGUCGGGGGGUUACCCAGCAAGGAUCGUGUUGGGGCCGUCACAGCACCAGCGGCCGUGCGACCUGGGGUGAAUCCUGUAACAGGAAACAAAGGCAAAAGAGUUCCACCAAGACAAGCGUCGGUGCGGCGAUCAGUGAAGAAGCCCUUAUCAAUAACGAACUUCAGUUAUGGAAAGGGCAUCGAGGCGAUGCCCGCUUUGAAGAGUCCCGAUGCUGAAUACUUCACAGUAGGGGAGUUUCGUGCGCUUGGGAUCCAAUCAGGUCUUGACUUCUCGAAAGGAGCAUCCGUAGAAGUUUUGGAUAAGAAUCCAAACGGAUGGUGGUACGGCAAGAUCGACGGAAACGAAGGGUGGAUCCCAUCCUCUUAUCUAGGCAAGAGGGAAAAGAGUGUAAAGAAGAAAGCGACGACGUCGCCUAAACCCGCACGAUUCCAGGUUAUUGAUCCACCGAAAAAUGCUAAACCUGUUUUUGGAGAAUUGCACUCAAAACCUAAACCUGAGAGGCCUAAAAUCCCUGAUCAUAACAGAAACACUGAACAAAAAGAGUCACCUAAGCCUUUACGGUUCCAAAUCAUUGAUCCACCGAAAGAUACUAAACCAUCUUCGGGGAUAUCUACUUCUAAACGUAUUCCCGAGAGACCAAAACCACCGGAUCUGUCUGCUCGCAUGAAAGCGAGCCCACCAAAGGCGCAAGAACUAAGAACCAAACCAAAACCAGUAAUGCCUGACAUUCCAGACACGGGUUCCAAGCCAAAACCGGCGCGACCACCAGUAUCUAAGAAAAUUACAAUAAUUCCUAAUAAUGAAUUGUCGAAUUCUUUUCAAAAUGAUUUAAAAUCCGCGUUGAGAUCUGCUGGGCCGAGUGCACAUGGCGUUGAGGAGGUUUACGUUGCCAAGUCUGAUUACGAAGAUAAAAGCGAUGGCGUGUUGUCCUUUAGGGAGGGAGACAAUCUAGUUUUGAUGGAGAAACGUGAUGACGGAUGGUGGUUUGUGCGGAUGGGAUCUAAAGAAGGCUGGGUACUGGGGAGUUAUCUUGAGGCAAAAACACCAAAGGUAAACCAACCUCAUGGUAAACCAGGCUCACCUAAAGUACAACCAAGAGAUCUAAAACCUGCUCCUCCACCCCGACCCUCGCAACCAUACUACCGCAACCAGACUCCUAAACCCAAACGGGAUAAACCGGUGCCGAUACCCAGAUCCGCCCCGAAACCUGCUAAACCUGUUGGGAGACUCGAUGUCACACUUUUCGAGUCGAAAAUCCCAGUAGCUCCCCCUAGAGCCGAGAGUAAGGGUUAUGUUCCUAAGGACACUGGUUCAGGUAAAACUGGAAAUACGAAAGACGUUAUAAGCGGAGUCAAGUCUUUGUGCGUAGCAAAAAUGGAUUAUGUCCAUGAAGGCGAAGAUGCAAUGAGUUUUAGUGAAGGCGAAGAGUUUGAAUUCCUGGAAGAUUCUCAUUCAGGCUGGUGGCUAGUAAGAACCUUAUCCGGCCAGGAAAAUUGGGCACCAGCAAACUUCCUAGAAAUGAAAUCUCCAGAGUACGCCAAACAGGACAAACCGGCCAAACACGUUUACGUGGCCUUGGCAUCGUACCAUGACGAAGAUGAUGAUGCGAUUAGUUUUGAUGAAGGCGAUGAGAUGGAGGUUGUGCAGCAGGACGACUCGGGAUGGUGGCUCGUCAAGAUCGCCGACAAGUCGGGCUGGGCUCCUUCAAACUUUUUAAAACAGCUUUAGUUCCACACCGAGGCAAUAAGAGUAGAUUCACGCCGAUGUCAAUAAGAUAACACCAAUGCCAACAUGACUUAUACUUAGACUCACGCAAAUGCUAACAAACACAGAGUUUAGAUUCACGCCAAGGCCAAUAAGGUCAUACAAAUGCGAACAUAACCUAGAUAUAAACAAGCGUAAAGGUGAAAUUCAUACGUGCCAACGAGUUUUGAAUCAUAUUUUAAGAAUUGUAAUAAUGUUCGGCUCACACCUAUGUCAUUACCGUUAGACUAAGGGUUGUUGCAGACUGAUCAUAUACAAGGCGAUGCUUCCUAAGGUAUAACAUUACAUUGGUGUGGCUAGCCCUUAGAAAACGAGUGGGUCAUAUCAUUUUUUACUUAAAUUUUACCAUAUCUAUAAUUUUAAAAAAAUACAAGGACAUCAUCGGAGAAAAGUUGUCUAACGUAACAAUAAUAACUAGGGAGUAGAAAAGAGGACAUCCUUUAAUUACCACUAAGUCCACUAUCUUAUAUCUUGGAUCUUAUAUUUCCUUGCUUAAAAAAUGUUUAGUGUAUUUUUUGAUAUUUUAUUGCGAAAAUUCUUGGCAAUAUGCAAACAGUUAUUUAUGAUGCAUGAUGUAUCCAUCGAUUUUAUUUUCAGUGUGGCACAAUGUAAAUAAGAAUAAAAUCUAAAUUAUUUUAAUAAAUCGAUAAAGAUU